Molecule: messenger RNA, 1555 nt
Organism: Castor canadensis (American beaver)
Lineage: Eukaryota; Metazoa; Chordata; Mammalia; Rodentia; Castoridae
Source: RefSeq, a predicted model, not a curated record
UCCGGGUCCCGAGGACUCUGUGCCGCUGGAGGACUCUGCCCUUUCCUGCCAGGAUCAAUGGCUGCCUUGUGUGCAUCUGCCAGGUGCCAGGUGAGGAUUCCGUAACAUUCGAGGAUGUGGCCAUCAUUUUUACAGAUGAAGAGUGGAAGCAUCUGAUUCCUGUUCAGAGGGCCCUCUACAAGGCGGUAAUGCUUGAGAACUAUGAGAGCAUUGUCUCACUGGGCCUUCCAGGUCCUCAACCUGAUGUGAUUUUCCAGUUGAAGAGAGAGGAUGAGCCAUGGAUAGAGGGUCUUCAUGGAUCAAAGAAGCGAGAGUGUCCACAAAGUGUCUCUCUAGACUGGGAGACUAAGCCUGAGAUUCAAGAUGCUUCAGAAGAAGUAAAACCAGGAGGAACACUGAGGGAAAGCCCUGGAAGACAAAGUUCUCUGUGUGCUAAACUUGAAGUUCAAGCACCAGAGUGGGGGUUGGAGGUAGAGAACAAAAGCCCCCUAGUGAAGACUUGCAAGAAAUCACUUUCCCAGGAUAAAAGCUUUCAGGGAGGGUCAGCUACACCCAAGAAAAUUCUCAAUAAAGACCGAGACCAAGAAUGCAGUGACUGUGGGAAGACCUUCUUUGAUCACUCCUCCCUCAUCCGCCACCAAAGAACUCACACUGGAGAGAAGCCCUAUGACUGUCCUGAGUGCGGGAAGGCCUUUAGUCACAGGAGCAGUCUCAGCAGACAUCUGAUGUCGCACACUGGGGAGAGCCCCUAUGAGUGCAGUGCAUGUGGCAAAGCCUUCUUUGACCGGUCCUCCCUAACUGUGCAUCAGCGGAUUCACACGGGAGAGAAGCCCUUUAAGUGCAGUGAGUGUGGAAAAGCCUUCUUUGAUCGGUCCUCCCUUACUCGUCACCAGAGAAUUCACACUGGAGAGAGUCCUUAUGAAUGUCACCAGUGUGGGAAAGCCUUUAGCCAGAAGAGCAUUCUCACUCGCCAUCAGCUGAUCCACACUGGCAGGAAGCCAUACGAAUGCAGUGAAUGCGGGAAAGCCUUCUAUGGUGUCUCCUCACUGAACAGGCACCAGAAAGCUCACACUGGGGAGCCGCGCUAUCAGUGUAAUGAAUGUGGCAAAGCUUUCUUUGAUCGCUCAUCACUCACGCAACAUCAGAAGAUCCAUACUGGAGACAAGCCUUAUGAAUGCAGCGAGUGUGGGAAAGCCUUUAGCCAGAGGUGCCGGCUCACGCGGCAUCAGAGAGUUCAUACAGGAGAGAAGCCCUUUGAGUGCAGUGUGUGCGGGAAAGUUUUCAGUUCAAAAUCAUCAGUCAUUCAACAUCAGCGGCGUUAUGCCAAACAGGGAAUAGACUGAGUCAGGUGGAAGCUGGAGUAAGACAAAAACCUCCCUAUAAACUUAAGACAGGUCUCCCUGUCCUAAAGAAACCCUGCAUUUGCUCAUUCUGCCCACUUGGGCUACUGUUCUGUCCUGCCUUUCCUCCACAUGUCUGAACAAACACUCUGUUUUACAGAACUGACUUGGGAUGUGGAAAUUAGGAAAUUACUCUACCAAUUCAAAAUUUUGGA